GCAAAGCCCCACUGACCCCCCCUGCCUGCCUUGUUCUUGCUUCCCAAGGGACCAGGCCUAGAGCAGACUCAUCUCAGCUCUUGCUCACACCCAGCCCACCAUGGAUUGGUUUCUAGUUGCCAUUGCAUUCCUCCUUGGAAUCAUCAUUAGACCUGCAGUUGUAGCACUGGUAAAGGGUGAGGCCAUCAACUUCUCUAUGAAUACCAAGUAUUUUGCCUUCAGUUUUCGAAUUGGAGAGUCCAAGAUAGUCUUGGCAUCACUUGAUGCCAAGAUGUCCAAGAGGAAGCCAACUCUGGAUUUGGAACCCAAUAAGGAGACAAUUACAAAUGAGGAAUUUGUGGAAGAGCCCAAGAAGGAGAAAACGUCAGAUGAGGAACCCAGGGAUGAGACAAAUCCUAGUGAAAAACCCAAGGAUGAUCCUGGUGACAGUCCUGAGAAUGAGAAAAGUCCAGGGAACAGAGCCAUUAAAACUGUCAUUGGAGCCACAGUGGGAGCAGGAGUGGCACUGGUUGGCAUCCCAGCGUGCAUAGGCGCACUGGGGCUCACAGGAGCCGGCAUCGCCGCUGGCUCCAUCGCUGCCAAGAUGAUGUCAACAGCUGCCAUUGCCAACGGGGGAAAAGCCGUGCUGCAGUCGGUCGGCGAGUGGGGAGGGCAGGGUAGCUGGGCUUCAUCUCCAUGGCAGGGAACACAGGGUUGUAUCCUGGACUUGCUCUAG
This is a messenger RNA of Catharus ustulatus (Swainson's thrush), 715 nucleotides long. RefSeq lists its product as uncharacterized. The coding region runs from base 101 to 715 and encodes 204 amino acids. Gene Ontology annotation, cellular component: mitochondrion; membrane. The transcript has 6 exons. The record is from RefSeq and is a predicted model, not a curated record. Gene Ontology annotation, biological process: apoptotic signaling pathway. NCBI's taxonomy places the organism in Eukaryota, Metazoa, Chordata, Aves, Passeriformes, Turdidae.